AAGCAAACAUAACUGGCGCCACGGCGAUUCGUGUUUCCCCCUUCCUCGCCGAGGAUUUUCCCCCAAAUUGAACUCUUCAGACUCGCCCUUUACCCUGACAAUUAUCAAACCCUUCUCCAGAUUCUUUGCAAGCGCGGCACAGGAAAAAUGGGCUACAAGGAAUUAGAAAAUGGUGGAUGGGGGAAGACUCGAGAGAAAUAUGCUACGCGUUCAGCAACUGCAGGUUCCUCCUUCAGCCAAGCUGCCAAUGCCGGGGAGUUUCAGCUUGCUUUAGAGCUAAUUGACUGGAUAGAUCAAAAACUUGAUCGGUUAGAGCAGGGGCUUGAUGCGUUGGUUUCUUGGUUUAUCAAAUCUACUCUAGGAAAACAGGGCUACAAGAAAAAAGAAAAUGGUGGAUGGGGGAUGACUCGAGAGACAUAUGCUACACAUCCAGCAACUUCUGGUUUUUCCUUGAACGAAGCUGCCCCUGCUGGGGAGUUUCAGCUUAUUUUAGAGCGGAUUGAUUCGAUAGGGCUGAAGUUUGAUCGGUUAGAGCAGAAGCUUGAUCAGUUGGUUGCUCUGGUUGACAGAGCUAUUGAAGGAAAAAUGGAUUACAGGGAAUUAGAAAAUGGUGGAUGGGGAAAGACUCGAGUGAAGUAUGCUGCACGUACAGCAACUGCCAGUGCCUUCUUCACUGAAGCUGCCACCACUGGGGAGACUCAGCUGAUUAUGGAGCUGAAUGACUGGAUGGGGCAGAAGCUUGAUCGGUUCCAGGAGAAGUUUAAUCAGUUUGUUGAAAGGAAAGCGCAUCUUGAGCAAGUCAUGGAGCUAAACUGAAGCCCGCGGUUCUUGGCUACUCCUCUCCUAGCCCACCACCCAUCUCAUCCUCCUAGCCUUGAUUCUCUUUUUGUGUAUUUUUCUGCUAGGUCUCUUUUUGUGUUUUUGGUUUUUGUUGUAUUUUGGCUGCAUUUCAAAUAGUUGGAACAUAUCUUUUUGUAAAGCAAGGCUAGAUAAUUAUCUUAAAAGGUUUGAUUGUGAUC
This is a messenger RNA of Diospyros lotus (date-plum), 1019 nucleotides long. RefSeq lists its product as uncharacterized. Lineage: Eukaryota; Viridiplantae; Streptophyta; Magnoliopsida; Ericales; Ebenaceae. The transcript is spliced from 2 exons. Bases 148 to 816 code for a protein of 222 amino acids. The record is from RefSeq and is a predicted model, not a curated record.